GGUAUUAAACUCCCAAUCUGUCCUUUUCCCCGUCGCCUUACUCCAAGGGUCGGGGGUGUGCAUAGACAGGUACAAAAUCUAUGCUUAAAACUUUCUUAAAAGAAAGUCCAUACUCACAUUUUUGGGGGUGGUUCACCUAAUCCAUCCACUUUUACGCCUACGGAUUUAUUUUAAAUUGUACAACCAACGUAACUUGAGCCAAGAUGAUUGACACAGUGACAGGACCCGGAACACUGCCUUUUGCAGUCCAGCUGAAGGCCUUAACAGACCUGGAGGGCCGCUACCAGCCAAAGCUCAGCGGUCUGAGGAUCAUUGAGAGCGCUUCGGACAAUGGGCUGAGGAUGACGAGCAGAUUGAGGGACCUGGAGGUGAAGGACUUGCUCACUCUGAGUAGGUUCUUUGGUUUCAGCUCUGAGACGUUUUCUCUGGCCAUCAGCCUGCUUGACCGCUUCCUCUCGGUCAUGAAGAUUCAACCAAAGCACCUGUCCUGCGUGGGUCUCUGCUGCUUCUACAUUGCUGUGAAGUCCUCAGAAGAGAAUAAGAACAUCCCCCUUGCCAACGACCUGAUCCGCAUCAGUCAGAACCGCUUCACGGUUUCUGACAUGAUGCGGAUGGAGAAGAUUAUUAUAGAAAAACUCAACUGGAAGGUCAAGGCCCCCACGGCCCUCCGCUUCCUUCGCCUCUUUCACAGCUACGUCCAGGAGCAACUCGGUGCAGACAGCGAGAAGAAACUGAGCCUUGAGAGACUAGAGACUCAAUUGAAAGCUUGUCACUGCUCCUUUGUCUUCUCCAAAAUGAAGCCAUCUCUGCUUGCCAUGGCUCUCCUGCGUCUUGAGGUGGAGGACCAACGUGACCCAGAGGAAAGGGACCAACUCUCAGAGGCUAUGGAAAGUCUACAGAAGCUACUGACUAUCAGAGAUGGCGAUCUCGUGUGUGUGCGUGAGUUGGUGGGCAAAUGCCUUGCUGAAUACUCCACUGCUAAGUGCUCCAGGCCGAACAGCCAGAGGCUUCGCUGGACCAUUUCGGGAAGAACCGCUCGCCAGCUGAAGCACAGCUACUACAAGAUCACUCACCUUCCUACCAUACCCGAGUCGGCUUGCUAAACUCUUAGCCGCCAUCUCGUCGCCUGUACCCCAGUCCCCUGUGAUUGGCUGUAACUUUUCAGGUGACUUAGCUUACUUUUUUUUUUUACUUAAAGAUCCUCAUCUGUGAGAUGGCGUUCUUUAAGUGAGAAGGCUUUCAUCAUGCAAUGUCAAGAAGCAGUAAAUUAGCCACAGCUUUUGUGCUCAGUUCUCCUUCCAAGGGUGUGUGAGUGCGACUACGUUCUCGUUUGAAUCCGUUCCACGGUGUUUGGUAUUUCCUGGAACGGGUUCCUGGUUUUAAGCUAAUAAGUAUUGAACCACCUAGGUCCUCAGUCCACCAUGUGGAAGAGGAGGGAGAAGGAUUUUGCGAAACAAAAAUAUGGAACCAAGAAAUCGGGCCCAAAGUCCUUAACUUCCACCCUAGGUUGCUAAGCUGUCUUGAAUGCACACUCCUACCCAAGGUGAUUUUUUUUUUUUUUUUCGUUAAUAAAGCACGUUGAAGGUA
Messenger RNA from Hippocampus comes (tiger tail seahorse), 1587 nucleotides. It is a transcript of the gene ccng1, whose product is annotated as cyclin G1. The transcript is spliced from 6 exons. Lineage: Eukaryota; Metazoa; Chordata; Actinopteri; Syngnathiformes; Syngnathidae. The coding region runs from base 204 to 1103 and encodes 299 amino acids. The record is from RefSeq and is a predicted model, not a curated record.